UUACUGGUUUAUUACUAUGUUAUAGCGUGGAUUGCAAAAUUUUAUCUUGUUCACGGUUGGUAUUAUGUCUGUUUAGUUGAUUAAUAUGCAUUUAGGGGCAUCUAACUUUUAAGGAUUAGAAUCGCUUCUUUAAUUUGAAUGACUUUUGCUUAUUCAUAUGCCAUUGAAAGGGUAGAAUUGGAGAAAAUCAUUGGUUAUUCACAUCUUCUGAUUGAAAGGCUAGGAUUAGAGAAAUCAAGCAUUUAGUUGAGAUACUUGUGUUGCUAACUUGAGUGACUUGUUUAAUGCUUCGGGAGCCUGAUUGGUGUUGCAAAGAUUGGGCAUGAAAUACUCUAUGGAACUUCUUGGGAUGAUGGAAUGGAACGAGGGUGGAAUGGAAGGAAAUGACAACUCUUUACAUUUCCUUUGCAUUUUCUUUCCAUUCCAUCCUUCAUUCCUUCGUACUAAGCAAAUGAAUAUAAUGGAAGUAGGAAUCACAUUCCAUUCCAUUAUAUGCCUAAUAAGUUGAGAGUGGUGAGAAGAUUUGAAGACAGCAGCAAAUCUAGUAAAGACAGCUCCAACUUUCUAUAAAUUGAGUUUCAUAAUUUGCUAUAGUUAACUUGAUUUUGCUCAUUCAACUUGUGACUUUCCUGUGUUUCUACUUGAUAGAUCCAUGUGUUUUUUGGAUAAUAUAAUACCGAUAACUGGUUGACUAUUCAAGAAUGAUAUUGCGUUUUAAGUUUCAGAGAUGCGAAUCUAUUCUGCAAUCCGGUAACAAUUGCAGUGUUCGGAUUGAGAAGAACAAGUCGUCAAAAGGGAGGCAUGGGCGAAUAAAAUCAAAGGCUACAGUACAGAACAAUAUUGUUUACAGAUGUCACUUUUGUUCUCAUCAAAAUACGAUGAGAGGAACACCGAAUGGCUAUGUCAAAGAGAAGUGUCUGCCAAAGCCUAAACCUGCACCGGGCUUAAAGAAGGUGCGGGAGAGCCACCCUAGCUCGGGAAAUGCUACAACUACCGUCAAGUGCAGUGCUUUGUUGCCUUUAGAUGGACAGGAUCUUGAAGAAAACUCUCCGGCCACUCCACUGUCGAAACUCGAGCUUCGAGUAAGAGAAGGAAGAGGACGUGGACGAGUCUGAAGGAGAUUGGUGAGAGUAGUGGCCAAGAUGUUGGCAAGAAAUUCACAAACUCAUCUGUACCAUUCUCUAUUUAAGAUUGCACUAUGUGAGAGUUGUAGUCAACUGCAAAAUAUUGAUAACGAAUUAAAUAUUUAUUAGGAUAAAUUAAAUGAAUUAUAGUUAAAAGAAUAA
Salvia splendens (bonfire salvia) is the source of this 1286-nucleotide messenger RNA. RefSeq lists its product as uncharacterized. The transcript has 2 exons. Bases 702 to 1115 code for a protein of 137 amino acids. The record is from RefSeq and is a predicted model, not a curated record. NCBI's taxonomy places the organism in Eukaryota, Viridiplantae, Streptophyta, Magnoliopsida, Lamiales, Lamiaceae.